Molecule: messenger RNA, 2529 nt
Organism: Triplophysa dalaica
Lineage: Eukaryota; Metazoa; Chordata; Actinopteri; Cypriniformes; Nemacheilidae
Product: lipoamide acyltransferase component of branched-chain alpha-keto acid dehydrogenase complex, mitochondrial-like
Exons: 11
Coding region: 227-1696 (489 amino acids)
Cellular component (GO): mitochondrion; cytoplasm
Molecular function (GO): lipoic acid binding; acetyltransferase activity
Source: RefSeq, a predicted model, not a curated record
CGCACUUACAGGGAGUCGAGUUUGCCUGUUUUCUCGAUUUAAAACGUACCUGCUUUCUAGCAAAUAAAAGUAUUUGGGUUUUUAUUAUAAAUUAUGUGUAUUAUAAAGAACGACCUGUCCCCCUAUGAGUGAACUUGUUGCUCAUGUCUCGAUGUUUGAUAGUUCGCAUGUGGAGUGAAACUUCUCUUCGCGGUGAAUUUCUUGAUGAUGAGGGUCUUGGGCAAAGAUGGCGGCGGUGAGACCAGUGCGGACUUCUCUGCGCAUACUGAGACUUCUGCCCCAGGUCGUGUCCCAUCGCCUCCAGCGGUCUCACGGGCACCAGUGGAAGGAACCAGGCUAUGUGUUUGAUUUCUCCAAUCCCCUCACGUCAGUUCAAUGGAGGGGCUUCAGAUCCAGCCGUGUGGCCUCUGGACAGGUGCUGCAGUUCAAACUGUCCGAUAUAGGAGAGGGCAUCAUGGAGGUGACAGUCAAAGAGUGGUAUGUGAAGGAAGGCGAUAGGGUUUCCCAGUUCGACAGCAUUUGCGAGGUCCAAAGUGACAAAGCCUCGGUUACCAUCACUAGCCGCUAUGACGGUGUCAUUCGUAAACUGUAUUAUGAAAUUGAUGCCAUCGCUCAUGUCGGCUCUCCUCUCGUGGACAUUGAAACAGACAGAGAGCUCGAGGGCGCUCCAGAAGAGGAUGUGGUAGAGACUCCAGCCGUCUCCCAUGAACAACCACUCCCGGAGAUCAAGGGCCAAAAAACCCAGGCAACACCUGCAGUGCGCCGCCUGGCCAAUGAGAACAAUAUUAAACUUUGUGAAAUCGUUGGAACAGGAAAGGAAAGUCGUAUUCUGAAGGAGGACAUUCUCAAUUUCAUAGCCAAGCAAACAGGGGCCAUCCUACCUUAUGAGGUCCAAAAAACUCAAGCACCUGCAGUGAGCACUACUGAUACACCAUCCAAAGUGAAGAAACCUGUCAUGGCUCCUCCAGCGAUCCCUGGACCCAUCUUCACUGGCAAAGACAGGACAGAGCCACUAAACGGUUUCCAAAAGGCCAUGGUGAAGACGAUGAGUGCUGCUCUGAAGAUUCCUCACUUUGGUUACUGUGAUGAGGUGGAUAUGAUGGAGCUAGUGCAGUUGCGCUUGGAGCUGAAGGGUCUUGCAGAGUCUCGGGGAAUCAAACUCAGCUACAUGCCUUUCUUCAUAAAGGCUGCAUCACUUGGCCUCCUGCAGUUUCCUGUUCUCAAUGCCUCCGUGGAUGAAACCUGCCAGAACAUCACAUACAAGGCGUCUCAUAACAUCGGCUUGGCAAUGGACACUCCUCAGGGCCUCCUGGUGCCCAACGUGAAGAGCGUUCAGAGCCUCAGUGUUUUUGACGUUGCUGUGGAGCUCAACCGUCUGCAGGCUCUGGGUUCUGCUGGGCAGCUGGGUGCCGCCGACCUCAAUGGAGGAACCUUCACCCUCUCCAACAUUGGCUCGAUUGGAGGGACAUAUGCCAAGCCAGUGAUUCUGCCCCCGGAGGUGGCCAUCGGUGCUUUGGGAAAGAUCCAGGUGCUGCCCAGGUUUACCUCCCGUGAUGACGUGGAGAAGGCGUACAUCAUGAAUGUCAGCUGGUCCGCUGAUCAUCGCGUCAUAGACGGGGCAACCAUGUGCCGCUUCUCCAACCUAUGGCGCUCUUACCUGGAGAAUCCAGCUGCCAUGGUGCUGGAUCUCAAAUGACUCUCUUUUCUGCCUGGAUUGUUGCUGUUUGGUCACAGCUAACCGCAAACAGUGCGAAACUCAUACAUUUCUACUUUGACCUUAAUUUGUGGUGAAAAUAAUCUUAUAGCCUGUUUCUAUAGUUGCCUUUUUUGCCUUGCCGUGGAUUAUUCAUGGUUAGAAAUGAACUGAAAGUUUUUUGCACAAAAGCUUAAAAUCAUAUGGUUUUGCACCAGAUCAAAUUGAUGUGCGAGUCAGGGUAUAGGCUGAUACUGACUGACUCUCGAGUUGCAGUGGAAGUAUCUGGACUGUAGUGUCUCAUUGUCUGCUGAUUUUCUCCGAGAGCUCAUUCACACAACAAGUCUCUGUAGAGCAGACAGACUGCCACUUCAUUUACAACCACUGUGUGGAUAGAUUGUCAGUGAAUUCUAUUGACAAUAAAGGUUUUGGGAAAACCUUCCUUUGUGUUAAAGGUGUCUUUUAGUUUUCAAUUAUGGCUAAUUUUGGUUAUUUGUCAUGAAAAUGACACUGUGUAAAACUACCAAUGACACAGAAAUAGUUAAUAGGAAUUGGAAUGAAAAUCUACAAGCAUUUUCUUGCCCCUGUGCUACUCCAAUAAACGUUUGUGGAGCAUGAAAGAAAAUAUUGUAUUUUCUCUGAUAAGGAGAUAGGGAUCAAUGAAGAAUUUUUUUUGUAGUUAAGUAAAUUUUCUCUAUUACAUAGAAGCUCUUUUUCAUUAAACGGAAUGUAAACUGCUGAGAACAAUGUCUCUUUUUUUCAUUCUUGAAAGGCAAGCCAAGCUCACAAGGGGUUAUGUCGCUGCCGUCCUUCUGAAACCUGUAUCCCCAUAUUUC